Strongylocentrotus purpuratus (purple sea urchin) is the source of this 2923-nucleotide messenger RNA. RefSeq names its product radial spoke head protein 9 homolog (gene rsph9). The record is from RefSeq and is a predicted model, not a curated record. Gene Ontology annotation, biological process: cilium movement involved in cell motility; motile cilium assembly; axoneme assembly. The coding region runs from base 175 to 1008 and encodes 277 amino acids. The transcript is spliced from 5 exons. Lineage: Eukaryota; Metazoa; Echinodermata; Echinoidea; Camarodonta; Strongylocentrotidae. Gene Ontology annotation, cellular component: axoneme; radial spoke.
UCCAUGACUACAUCAUAACAACUGUGUACGAGCAUCGAGCAGCAAGAUAAGCAUUUCGCGUCCCCCCUGAAAAAACCUUUAAUUUUGCAUCAAAAGGAUACCGUUUCACAUACGUUCUCGGUUACUUACAGAAUAAAUAUUCUUUUGAGUAUUCGUUGAAGAGAAAAUAUCACGAUGGAAUCAGAAGGGCUUCAUUUGAACAUCAGUUAUGUUGGAUCCUGCGGCACUGUGCUGAGCGCCGAACAGAGUGCUGCACUGCAGACAUCACUUGUGAUCCUGCAAAAUAACUACAAAUUCAACCGUGUCUUCUUCUGGGGCAAAAUCUCAGGCAUAAAGGGUGACUACUUCAUUGCCCAAGGCUGUGGAAACGAUGAGAUGGUUGAAAGGAAAACACUUUAUAGUCUUGACUGCGUAACAUGGGGCUUACUACCUCUAGCUACCCAGGCCAUUCGGGACCAGUGUUCGGUGGUCAAAGGUCGCUUCAUUGGAGAUCCAUCGCAUGAGUAUGAACACAUAGAGAUCCAAAAGUUAGGAGAGGGAGAAGAUGCCACAGAGGAAGAAAACACGAUUAUGAUCAAAGAAGAGGAUCGUCUUGCAGCAGUGAUCGCUAAGAUUGAUGAGGAGGUAGCUGUCGUUCCUAGAGGAGCGUACGUCAGGACACCUCAUGGACUAGUUCUCAAGAAUCGUAGCUUUGAAGGCCUGUCUGUAACUGAAUCAGGGAAGCUUCACAACUACUUCCACUUCCGAGAACCAGUACGGCUAAAUGAGAAGACUCUCCUGGAGAAGGCUGACCUUGAUAAAUCAAUAGACUUCCUAGAUCCGAUUCAUGAAGACAUCCCAAGGGGCGGUUCGUGGUCCUUGGACUUUGUGCGUGGUGGUGGACUGGUGACCAUUCGUAGUCUCCUUUGGCCUGGGAUGAACUUCUACCAUGUCCCACAGUCAAGAAAGUUUGGUUAUAUCUACAUUGGUACUGGAGAACAGAACAAGGACCUCCCUUUCAUGCUUUAAGUUAUAUUUUAUAAGCAUUUUUUUAACAGGAAGAAAGUCAGACAACUGAGCAAAAGAGAAAUAUAAAUAUUCCAUGUUCUUAAUCAACCAUAUACUACAAUUAGAGCUCUAUAUGAUAUAUGCAGCAAUGUGAUAAGAUAUAUCAAAGAGAGCCCUGAUUGUAGUGAAUGGUUUAUAUUCAUGAAUAUUUGUGUUGCAUGGAAGCUAGGAUAACUGCAUUAGGUGUGAUAGAAACAGAUGGAAGUAAAAUUUUAUCAAGAUUCCAUGGAGAAUUCAGUUUCUCAGGCAGCCAGAAACAUCGGGAGAUAAUUAUAUAUACUUUGAAAAAAAUGCCUUCCUUGUUCAAUAAUAUACCUGUAUCGAUCUUGAAAAAAAAAAUGUUAAAGCUCAUACUGUUUGAGGUAUUACAUGUGUUAUUACUCUGUCAACGAAAAACUCCCUUUGACAUGGUAAGGUACAGAAGCUAAUUAGAAAGAAAGGUGUUUAAUAUAUCUUCAUUCUUUAUUCCUGCAAGAACUUCAACAAAGUUAUUUACAUAUUUUGCAAAAAUAACUUGCACACUAUGAACCUGGUUGCAAGUUAUCUGUUUUUCAUUCAACCGAUAUUUAACAAAAAAUACUUUUAAAGUUCAUGGGAGGUGUUAGAUCUUGAAUAUCAUUUUGCAGUAUACCAUGAUUAUCUAAAUCCCUCAUCUAUUGUGUAAAUAUGUAAAUAUACUGGAUAUUACAGAUAUGUUUAUUCUCACAACGUCAAAUGCUUGUCAUCAUAUCGGCAUUUUAAUUUGUAGUAUCUUAUCAAAUCAUUCCUUCAAGUGCUAUGACAUUAAGCCAUUUAAAAAUAAUACUAUUAAUAUUUCCAAGCUUAAACUUUCCCAAAACUUAUUGUUGGUCACUUUCAUGGCAAAACACUUUUGCAAAUUAAAAAAAAAAAUUGAUAAUUUCAAUACAUUCUUGUCAGAAUAUUGUGAACUUGUGAAUCUGUGACCAUUCAGAAGUCCUAGUUUUACAUUUGACCUAUAUUGAUGAUCUCGGUCAAAGGUAAAAUACAUUGUAUUCUAUUUAACCAUUUGAGCCGCAGUACCUGCGCACUACUGUGAACAUUUUGCUAUGUUUUUAAACGCAUACAUACUACAUGCAUCAUUAAAAAUGUUGCUGUGGAAAAAUGUUUAUGUCCAAUUUAUGUUGGAAUACAAAAUUAGCCCUUGCUUUUAAUCUGAAUUGUACAGAGCGGGUUAUCAUUAAAAUGAUAUGACUGAAAUUGUGGGUUGCAAGAAAGUGUACAUGAAUGAUACAUUGCUCACAUUCACAUUUAUGGAUAACCUUGGUUUAUUUUCUGUACCAAAUCAUUAUAAGCCUUGUUAUAUUGAGAUUAAUGUUCAUGUAAACAGGCAUCACAUCAACAGACUAUCCUGCCAUCAAAUGUUUGUAGAUGAUUUCUACAUGUUCCCAUUGUGCUCUUGAGCCAUAGAAAGCUAAACAUGUGAAUAAAGACCAGGAGAGCAUUCAUUGCCACACAGUGCGUGGGUAUUGUUUGGUUUAAAACACAGUGUGAACACAGCCAGUUUAAAUAUACCAAGGAUCUAGGCCCUGUAACACAAAGCUUCGUGAAUUGAUUGAUCUAUUGUACAUCAUGGAAAAAAGAGCAAUCAAUUGCUAAAUUAUCUUAGCAAGUAUUGCAGGGCCCCCAUUUUAGGACAAUUAAGUGCUUGAUAAAAUCUGGAAAAGGGACAAUUUGAUUUUUCCCAGUUGCAAUUUUCUAAAGACCCAUACAAGUAUAGGUACAUGUAUAUAUACAUAUUCAUAAUAAAGUUAUAGCAAGGCACAUUAUUGUUCUUUGUCAAAGUUUUGUACAAAUCUUGUUCAUUUUGGAGGUAUUACAUUCCUUUAAUAAAUUAUUCUACCACAAAUGUACAAUU